AUGGUGGGUUGGAGAAUUAGAGCAAACAUGGAAGAAAUAGACGUUGAAAACCAUUACGCUGGUCAUCCAGCCAUCUUCUCCAUCAGAUUAUUCUAUGGUGGAGAGUUUACGAAGUUUCCUGGAAGGAGGUACGUUAAGGGCAAAGAAAGAUACAUUGAUCUAUUGGACAUUGAUGAGUUUUGUGUGCACGAUAUUGAUGAGAUGAUAGAGACCCUAGGCUGUGUUGAGGAGGGUAAGUUGCUUUAUUACCACUUCAAAAGACCCUUUUCAGAUUUGGAAUUUGGGUUGUUUGCAUUGGCUAGUGACAGUGACAUUAACCAUUUGGGUACAUACGUGGGUCAACAUAAACUGAUUGAAGUUUAUGUUGAACAUGGUAAAACAAAGUUGCAUACAUAUACAAUGUCAUCUACCCCUAGUAAAGUUAGGAUAGAAGAAAUCAUUGAUCAACCUUCUUGUAGUAGAAGGCUUUUUUUGGAAUGGAAGGAAACUGAAACAUGGGAUUGUAUUGGAUCAAGUAAACCAAAUUUUGUGCCAACAAAAGAAACUAAAAGUGCCCAAAUUGAUGCCCAAUGUGAAACACAAGGUAUAUGUGAUGAAUUUGAUGAAUUUCUAAAUGAAUAA
Molecule: messenger RNA, 621 nt
Organism: Lactuca saligna
Lineage: Eukaryota; Viridiplantae; Streptophyta; Magnoliopsida; Asterales; Asteraceae
Source: the annotation of a GenBank genome assembly